AUGGCUUGUCAUAUCCUCAUGAGAUUAGCCGUUGUAGAAGAGCUAGCCAAACAAGGGGCUAAAAUUCAUACAUGUGCUAGAAAUGAGGCUAGACUUGAAGAGUGCAUACGCAAUUUUGAGGCUAAAGGUUUCCAGGUUAGUGGCUCAAUAUGUGAUGUAGCACAACGAGCCCAACGAAAUAAGUUAAUGGAGACCGUUUCUACAAAGUUCAAUGGCGUGCUCAACAUCUUGGUGAACAAUGUUGGGACUUGCACAUCAAAACGAACGGAGGAGUUGACAGCCGAAGAUUAUGCAACAACGAUGAGCACCAACCUUGAAUCUGGCUACCAUUUAAGCCAACUAGCCUACCCUCUUCUUAAAAAAUCGGGUUCCGGGAACAUCAUCUUCAUGUCAUCUGUUGCUGGUGUUGUGUCCAUCGGUGGUGCCUCUCUUUACGGAGCAACAAAAGGAGCAAUGAAUCAACUAGCAAAGAACUUGGCGUGCGAGUGGGGAAAGGAUAACAUUAGGGUUAAUUUUGUUGCACCUUGGUUUAUUCGAACCCCUCUUACUAACCAGGCCGUGGAUAAUAUGGAAGGUUUUUUAAAAACUGUGGAAAGUAUUACUCCAUUAGGAAGGAUAGGAGAACCAGAAGAGGUGUCUUCCGUGGUGGCUUUUCUUUGCAUGCCCGUCGCAUCCUACAUCACUGGACAAACUAUUUGCAUUGACGGGGGUUUUACUGUUAAGGGCCUCUAA
Molecule: messenger RNA, 732 nt
Organism: Chenopodium quinoa (quinoa)
Lineage: Eukaryota; Viridiplantae; Streptophyta; Magnoliopsida; Caryophyllales; Amaranthaceae
Product: tropinone reductase homolog At2g29360-like
Exons: 5
Coding region: 1-732 (243 amino acids)
Molecular function (GO): oxidoreductase activity
Source: RefSeq, a predicted model, not a curated record